Mugil cephalus (flathead mullet) is the source of this 1482-nucleotide messenger RNA. RefSeq names its product protein kinase, AMP-activated, beta 1 non-catalytic subunit, b (gene prkab1b). The record is from RefSeq and is a predicted model, not a curated record. Gene Ontology annotation, biological process: signal transduction. The transcript is spliced from 8 exons. The coding region runs from base 337 to 1134 and encodes 265 amino acids. Gene Ontology annotation, molecular function: protein kinase binding. Lineage: Eukaryota; Metazoa; Chordata; Actinopteri; Mugiliformes; Mugilidae. Gene Ontology annotation, cellular component: nucleotide-activated protein kinase complex; nucleus; cytoplasm.
GAGGUCGAGGACAGGAGGCGGAAGAGGUGUGUUUUAUUCACGGCACACUCACUCACUCACGUCUCCACCAAAUGGCGAAAAUGUAGGAAAUGUGUUUGACCGCUGGAGAUCAAAACGGAGGCAUUGGUUAGCGAAACGCAUAAGGAAAGAUCUCUGCUCUUCGGUAAUUAAUGUGCGAGCUUUGCUCUGAAGAAAACUUCUCCAAAGGCGGAAACAGCCCCGAUAAGGACAGCAGACUUGGACACGACCAGCAGAUGUUCACUAAACCAGAGGUCUCCGUUAAGACUGCGUAACUCAACCUCCAUCUGAGAAGACUUUGGGUUCGGUGCCACCAGGAUGGGGAACAGCAACAGCGACAGGUCCAGCGGGGGUCAGGGGGAGAGGUCAUACAGAGAUGGAGGGAAAGAUGCCCGUCCUAAAAUCAUGAUGGACAGCUCAGAAGACGCUGACCUGUUCCAGAGGGACGAUCAAAAGGCUCCACAGGAGCUACAGGAAUUUCUGGCGUGGCAGCAGGACCUGGACAGCGACAGUAAAACCUCCACGCUGGCCAGACCAACUGUGUUCAGAUGGUCGGGGGCUGCCAAAGAAGUCUUUGUGUCCGGCUCCUUUAACAACUGGAGCAACAAGAUUCCCCUCAACAAAAGUCAGAAAAACUUUGUGGCUAUCGUGGACCUGCCGGAGGGAGAACACCAGUACAAGUUCUGCGUGGAUGGUCAGUGGAUCUUGGAUCCGACCGGGGCGGUGAUGACAGCCAAAACAGGAACAAUCAAUAACGUCAUACAGGUGAAAAGAACUGACUUUGAAGUGUUCGAUGCCCUCAGGAUUGACUCAGAAGAUACAGCCGACAUCUCAGACUUGUCCAGCUCCCCUCCCGGCCCCUAUCAACAGGACGCAUACGUGACCAAGCCAGAGGACAAGAUCAAACAUCCUCCUAUUUUACCCCCUCACCUGCUGCAAGUGCUGCUCAACAAGGACACAGGUGUCUCUUGUGACCCGACGCUGCUUCCAGAGCCCAACCACGUGAUGCUCAAUCACCUGUACGCCCUCUCCAUCAAGGAUGGGGUGAUGGUUCUCAGCGCAACACACCGCUAUAAAAAGAAGUACGUGACCACUCUCCUGUACAAGCCAAUAUGAUCCAUCCGAUCUCACUGAUGGAAACGGACCUAGAUAACUCCCUGGUAUCGGCUGAAACCGUGUGCCAAAGCCAUGUUUUUUUUUUUGUUUCUUCUUUAUUAAAACCACCUUGUAAUCUUACACUUUGAAAAUAUUGCAAAUGUUUUAGUUUACUUUAGUUAAAUUUGCAACACAACGCGUGCCAGUUUAUGAAUGUAUGUGUGCGUUGGUUUUUAUGAUCCAACCUGAAUCUCCAGUCCACACUAGUUCAAGUGACAAUAUUUUUACACUCUGACUUCACUUGACACAGAAGAGUUAAAGGAAGAGACACUGAAUGCAAAAAUAAAAUAAAUAUGCAUUGUUUAUUUU